CGCCAGCGCGUGGCCUCGCAGCCAGAGACCGCCCUGGCUGCUUCCAGUGCGCUCCAGGUCCUGAGGCGCGGCCCCGCCCAACGUUCUGUCCGCCGGCGCCUCUGUCUCACCUGGACCGUGCCACAGUGACGCUGCUGUCGCGCGCUUUACACCUGCUUAACACUAGGAAGAAAGCGCGCGACGGGAUCGAAUGCUCAGCGGAGCGCGCACUCCCUGUGUGACGACCGCUGCGACAGUGACCUAACGAAGCCCCAACCGCCGCCGUAACUCUACCCGGGCCUUCCUGUGUUCCCCCGGAGCUUGUGCGAGGGCAGUCGGCGGCGGCCCGGACUCGCCCCGAUGGCGGCGGAGGGCGAGGCGGACGUGGAGUGGGUGGUUGACAGCAUCGCCGGCUUCCUGCGCGGGCCCGCUUGGUCCAUCCCCAUCCUGGAGUUCAUGGAGCAGAAGUGCGCGGUUUUUGAUGAUGAAGAAGAAAGCAAGUUGUCCUAUACAGAGAUUCAUCAGGAGUACAAAGCUCUGGUUGAAAAACUGCUAGAAGGUUAUCUUAAGGAAGUUGGAAUUAAUGAAGAGAACUUUAAAGAAGCGUGUUCAUCUCCUCUUGCAAAGUCACAUACGUCACAGGCCAUUUUGCAACCGGUGUUGGCAGCAGAAGAUUUUAGAUUAUUUAAAGAAAUGAUGGUACAGAAAAACAUUGAAAUGCAGUUGCAAGCCAUUAGAAUCAUUCAAGAAAGAAAUGGUGUGCUACCUGACUGUUUGACAGAUGGUUCUGAUGUGUUCACUGAAAUUGAACAACAAGAAAUGAAAAUACUCAGAGAGGUUCUUAGGAAGUCUAAGGAAGAGUAUGAAAUGGAGCAAGAAAGGAAAAGGUCUAAAGAGACACAUGAUAAAUUGAAGUCAUCAGACGUUACAUACAGCUGUCCCGGAUAUUCAAGAGAAGCAAAAGUUAAGGAAUCCACUGAAGAUAUUGAGAGAGUUGGUGAUUUUGAAGAAAUAGCAAAAUUAUCAUUAGAAGAAACAAACAAAUCUACUAAGGAAGAUUUAAGGCCCAUGCAUCCUCUACUAAGAGUGAUAGAACCUCCUCUACAGCCUUCUGAACCUACCAAGGUGAAAGAAGAAAUUAAGAAAAAGGCAACUGGAAAUUGUUCAGAGAAUGCAACAAGAGAAGCUGGGCUUGAGGGAUUUAAUUUAUCAGAGCUUGAACCGCACCGUCUCAGACAACGAGAAGACUAUUUAAAACAGAAGCGAGAUACGCUGAUGGCUAUAAAGGAGUCAAGAAGUAAUCUACCAACACCAAAUAUAGAUCAGAAAGAAGACGCAUUAUCUUCUAAAGAGGAAAUGUCAGAAGAGGAGAAGCAAAGACUACUACUGAAGAGGAGAAUGCUUGCAGAAAAACUUAAAGAAGAAGUUAUUAACAAGCACUAAGUUUUAAGAAUCUCAUUGUAAGAAUACUUGUGGACAAGAAUUGAAUUUCUUUUAGAAUAAAUUAUUUAACCAUAAACUGCUUGCUUUUAAACACAA
Chelonia mydas (Green sea turtle) is the source of this 1518-nucleotide messenger RNA. RefSeq names its product cilia and flagella associated protein 36 (gene CFAP36). Gene Ontology annotation, cellular component: axoneme; ciliary base. The transcript has 10 exons. Bases 340 to 1422 code for a protein of 360 amino acids. Lineage: Eukaryota; Metazoa; Chordata; Testudines; Cheloniidae. The record is from RefSeq and is a predicted model, not a curated record.